AUGGAGCUUUCUCUCCUCACAUACAAUACAAAACAUCUUGCUACGAUAUGUGCAAUACUAUCGAAACGCCUAUCUGCAUUUGUAACCAAGAAGGAACUCAAGCGAUCAAAUACUACUAAGCCUCUGGAAUAUACUGGAAAUAUUUCUUCGUCGAAAAUGAAAAGAUCGAGUUCGCUUCCUGUUAUCUCAGACCAUUCAGAAAAGAACGAUGUUGUAUUGCUUAAGACCCUUACAGUAAUUCUUUACUUGGUACAAAACGGCUCUUACGACUUUGUCAAUUGGGUUAGGGGUAAUAUCGAUAACUACAUUUUCCCGUUGUCCACAGUGGCCCCCGUCUAUGGAAAGCACUAUGAUGCGAUCGCGUCCAAAGUAGCCAAACUAUUGCUUUUAUUCACAGACUCUGAACAGCUCAAAGCUUUCAGGGUUAAUAUCCAUAUUCUUCGUUCAGAUAUGACGACCCCAGGUGUAAAGCGUACUUCCAUAGACUUGCCCAGUAAUAUCACCACAGAAGAGAUGGAAGUGGAUCACAAUAUUUAUUCGAAACGUGCGAAAUCAAUGGAUAUCAACAGAAAUACCAAUAAUACAUUGACUACAUUAGUAGAGGAAACCUUCGAGAAUGGCCAGCUGUUCAACGUGACUGCAGAUCCCUAUAUAAGGAAUUCGAGACUGGACUAUCAACUUGGAUCUGGGAGUGAUAGAUAUGAUAAUUCAGGUAGACCAAAACCAGCGUAUGCCAUAGAUCUGUACAUACCAAUGGGUACGACUGAUUCUUCGAACCUGAAUUACGAAGUCGUUGAUAAAGAUACAGUCUUUAUUUAA
Molecule: messenger RNA, 819 nt
Organism: Scheffersomyces stipitis CBS 6054
Lineage: Eukaryota; Fungi; Ascomycota; Pichiomycetes; Serinales; Debaryomycetaceae
Exons: 1
Coding region: 1-819 (272 amino acids)
Source: RefSeq, a predicted model, not a curated record